GGUAGCGUAUAUAGAAAAGCCCUGCUCUUUCGCUCUAUAGGCACGUCUAACCUCCAAAUGGGUACCCAAGGUGAAGAGGGUGGGGAGCAGGGGUAACGGCGCAGCAACGGUUCCAUCGUGGUACCGGUCAUCAACUCAGUCUUAGCAAAGUACCGAUACUGUCAAGACGUGUGUAUGGUCGAAUACGAAAACGCGUUUUUUUAACAUUGGUUCUCUCUCUGUCAAGGUUCUUGUAACAUUAAAGUGAACGGUAUAUAACUUCAUAGUGCGCCGGUCGGUAUUUGAGUGACAAAAAUCAUGGAUUUAUUAUAAACGGAGGAUUAUAAAUAAGUGACUCAAAAUGCCUAAGAUAUUUUUGAUUAAAAACAGGUUGCACCAACAGCAAUUGAGGCUGUUGGAGUCGCAGAAUGCUGUUCAAGUUAAAAACGAUUUGGGACUUGAUAAGAGUGAGGUUGAGCCGAGGGUUGUGCCUGUUUCUCCUCAACCUCUUUCCCUUAUUGUACCUAAAAAAGAUACCGAUAAAAUUGUGUACGUUAUAUCUUAUAUAUACUGCGUUGAUCGCCUGUUUGUCUCUCCUCGUUCGGGCCAGAGAGUUUUUCGCCAUUUUGUCGGGUACGAUUGGUUUUUUGGCAUUGAACCAAAUUGGUUGCGGUUUUGA
Molecule: messenger RNA, 658 nt
Organism: Ceutorhynchus assimilis (cabbage seed weevil)
Lineage: Eukaryota; Metazoa; Arthropoda; Insecta; Coleoptera; Curculionidae
Source: the annotation of a GenBank genome assembly